Molecule: messenger RNA, 1289 nt
Organism: Andrographis paniculata
Lineage: Eukaryota; Viridiplantae; Streptophyta; Magnoliopsida; Lamiales; Acanthaceae
Product: probable aldo-keto reductase 2
Exons: 5
Coding region: 81-1112 (343 amino acids)
Cellular component (GO): cytoplasm
Source: RefSeq, a predicted model, not a curated record
UUUGCUUACUUAAAGCUCCACUUCACCGCACACAUCCGCCGUGCCUCUCGUCGCCGAGCUCUAUUCUCUUCGCCGGAAAAAUGGCAGCAGCUUUACCGAGGAUCAAGUUAGGGUCGCAGGGCCUGGAGGUUUCUGCCCAAGGGCUGGGCUGUAUGGGAAUGUCCGCCUUCUACGGGCCUCCGAAGCCCGAAGCCAAGAUGAUUGAGCUCAUCAACCAUGCUAUCCGCUCCGGAAUCACGCACCUCGAUACCUCCGAUGCCUAUGGUCCUUACACUAACGAAGUACUCGUCGGCAAGGCACUGAAAGGAGGGAUGCGGGAAAAAGUAGAGUUAGCGACCAAAUUCGGAUUCAAACUUGAUGGCUCAAACAUAACAAUUGUUGGUGAUCCAAAACAUGUCAGGGCUGCUUGCGAGGACAGUUUGAAGCGGCUUGAUGUCGACUGUAUCGAUCUUUAUUACCAGCAUCGUGUUGACACGACUGUGCCCAUUGAAGUCACAGUUGGAGAGCUAAAGAAACUGGUUGAGGAAGGUAAGAUUAAGUACAUAGGUUUGUCCGAGGCCUCUGCUUCGACAAUUCGAAGAGCACAUGCUGUUCAUCCGAUAACAGCAGUCCAGUUAGAGUGGUCUUUGUGGGCAAGAGAAGUAGAAGAAGAAAUUGUUCCGGUCUGCAGAGAACUUGGGAUCGGUAUUGUAGCCUACAGCCCUCUUGGGAGGGGGUUCUUUUCAGGAGGUUCACAACUGAUACAGAAUUUAUCAGUUGAAGACCGGAGGAAGGAGUUCCCGAGGUUCAAACCCGAGAAUUUGGAGCACAACGAGAACUUGUUCAACCGGGUGAAAGAUCUUGCGGCUAGAAAGGGAUGCACUCCGUCGCAACUCGCGCUCGCAUGGGUCCAUCACCAAGGGAAGGAUGUUUGUCCUAUUCCGGGCACCACCAAAAUCGCCAAUCUCAACGACAACAUAGGCGCCCUGUCUGUGAAGCUCUCCCCGGAAGACAUGUCCGAGCUUGAGUCCAUUGCUUCAGCCGGAGCUGUCAAAGGCGAACUGAAUCCAGCCGGGCAUCUCACAUGGAGAAACUCCGAAACACCACCCCUCUCGGCAUGGAAGCCCACAUAAAUUAAAGAAGAAGAUCGUUCGUUUUGUUAUAUUGUGUGCUUGUAAUAAUAAUGCCGUAACUUGUGAGUUGCGACGCCCGGAUUUUAUUGUGUCGAGGAUCUCUAUCUAUGUGUUUCUUCGACUGGAACCACAUUUUUAGCGUGUGAUGAAUAAAUGUGUGAACAUUUUGGGAGACUA